AUGGCCAAACAGAACCAACAGUUGACAGCUUUUCAAGAGAUCAAUGAUCGGAUUUCUCAGUUGAGGAAAAGAAACAAGGCACGAGUCCAACGUCCACAGCAAGGAGAAAGGAUAUUUGGAGAUGCACCAGAGGCUGUCUAUGUCGAGCCCAAGCCACCAGAUCCUUCAAGGAUCAAUCAACAUCCAACUUCUCAAACCCAUACUCUUCAUGUUGCUAAUUCUCGGUUUGAUCAUAAAUCUUUUGCUGAUAAAAUUGAAUUCUUUACAUUUUCAGGAGGAAGAAGCUACCUAUUUUGGGAGAGGAACCUUGAUGAAUGGUUUCACAACAACAACAUUCUGAAAGAAGAGAGACUAUCUUAUGCCAUUGAUCAACUAAGAGGUAAUGCCUUUAAAUGGUGGGUACAAGAAGAAGAUGAUAGAUGGUUUUACAAGGAGCCAGCUAUCAAAACGUGGAGAGAUCUUAAGGAAGCCAUGAGGGAUGAAUUUUCACCAGAACUCACAAGUUCUAAGAUCCGAAGAUAUACCCAAGGAGGUAUCUAA
Molecule: messenger RNA, 540 nt
Organism: Brassica rapa (field mustard)
Lineage: Eukaryota; Viridiplantae; Streptophyta; Magnoliopsida; Brassicales; Brassicaceae
Source: RefSeq, a predicted model, not a curated record